Molecule: messenger RNA, 471 nt
Organism: Moesziomyces antarcticus
Lineage: Eukaryota; Fungi; Basidiomycota; Ustilaginomycetes; Ustilaginales; Ustilaginaceae
Product: ARP2/3 complex
Exons: 4
Coding region: 1-471 (156 amino acids)
Biological process (GO): regulation of actin filament polymerization; Arp2/3 complex-mediated actin nucleation
Cellular component (GO): actin cytoskeleton; cytoplasm; Arp2/3 protein complex
Molecular function (GO): actin filament binding
Source: RefSeq, a predicted model, not a curated record
AUGGACAACUUCCGCAAGAUCGAUAUUGACAAGUACGACGAGGAUGUGAUCCUGGACGAGGAGCUGGUGGAGCCGUACCCGAAGGCGCCAGAGCAAGCGCUAGCGGAAGCCAAGGCCAAGUCUACAGAAGUCAGGACACUCAUCGGGAGGGGUGAUACCGCGGGCGCACUCGCUCUGGUUCUUUCCGACUACCCGUAUGGUCCCACGGUUGAAGAUGCAAAGCAAGUGACGUUGCAAUCGCUACUCGAGAUUGUGAACAGCACCAAGUCGGCCGAGAUUGGAGCGGCGAUCAAGGCGAUUUCGAUCGACCAGCGCGAUGCCCUCAUGAAGUUCCUCUACAAGGGCCUCGAACUCGGCGGCGAGGGCGAAGGCAUCAACUGCGCAGUCCUCCUUGGCUGGCACGAACGCUUGACCGAGGUGGCAGGAACAGGUUGCAUCGUCCGUGUCAUGGCCGACCGCAGAACCAUCUAG